AUGUCCACCCCUCCGUUGGCUGCGUCAGGGAUGGCGCCCGGGCCCUUCGCAGGGCCCCAGGCCCAGCAGGCGGCCCGGGAGGUCAACACCGCAUCGCUCUGCCGGAUCGGGCAGGAGACGGUCCAGGACAUCGUGUACCGCACCAUGGAGAUCUUCCAGCUCCUGAGAAACAUGCAGCUGCCAAACGGUGUCACUUACCAUACUGGAACAUAUCAAGACCGGUUAGCAAAGCUGCAGGAUCAUCUUCGCCAACUCUCUAUUCUCUUCAGGAAGCUGAGAUUGGUCUAUGAUAAAUGCAAUGAAAACUGCGGAGGGAUGGAUCCCAUUCCAGUAGAGCAACUUAUUCCGUAUGUGGAAGACGAUGGCUCAAAGAAUGAUGACCGGGCUGGCCCACCUCGUUUUGCUAGUGAAGAGAGGCGAGAAAUUGCUGAAGUCAAUAAAAAACUCAAACAGAAGAAUCAACAGCUGAAGCAAAUUAUGGAUCAAUUACGAAAUCUCAUCUGGGAUAUAAAUGCCAUGUUAGCAAUGAGGAACUAA
This is a messenger RNA of Lipotes vexillifer (Yangtze River dolphin), 537 nucleotides long. It is a transcript of the gene MED30, whose product is annotated as mediator complex subunit 30. Gene Ontology annotation, biological process: positive regulation of DNA-templated transcription. Gene Ontology annotation, cellular component: mediator complex. The transcript has 4 exons. Bases 1 to 537 code for a protein of 178 amino acids. The record is from RefSeq and is a predicted model, not a curated record. Gene Ontology annotation, molecular function: transcription coregulator activity. NCBI's taxonomy places the organism in Eukaryota, Metazoa, Chordata, Mammalia, Artiodactyla, Lipotidae.